Adineta ricciae is the source of this 513-nucleotide messenger RNA. Lineage: Eukaryota; Metazoa; Rotifera; Eurotatoria; Adinetida; Adinetidae. The record is from the annotation of a GenBank genome assembly.
AUGCCACGAGAACAAGUCGAGUGGUAUGCGGAACGAUCAUUGCAAAAUGGUGAUGAACAAUUACAUGGACGACAACAUUGUACUUAUUAUUCAAUUGUUAAUGUCAACAAAUCGAAUUAUCCAUAUUCAAGUUCAUUUGAACAUGAACAAACAUGGACAUUAACACGAACAAUGUCGCAUUAUAGUAAACGAUAUCAAUCAUCGAUUGAAAAUAUUCAUUUAACAGCUCCAUGCACUACAAGUGUACCGAAAGCAACAACGAACACAAAAAUGAAUCAUCAUGAUUAUGAUUUCGACAACAUUCAAGUUGAACAAUCACUUGCACUUCUGCCACCAUGUCCAUCAACUCGACAACAUGGCUUGCCGCCACCUUAUCCACAUCGUUCGCUCGCCGAACCGAAGAUACAGAACAAAGCAAAUACGAAAACGAAUUCUAUUAUAGAAAAUCCACCGUCGACAACGAAUCUGAUGCGUAUUAUGCGUAUCAAUGGAGAUUUUAUCGUACGAAUUUAA